Larimichthys crocea (large yellow croaker) is the source of this 3644-nucleotide messenger RNA. RefSeq names its product POC1 centriolar protein homolog B (Chlamydomonas), like (gene galnt4). Bases 241 to 1995 code for a protein of 584 amino acids. Gene Ontology annotation, cellular component: Golgi apparatus. The record is from RefSeq and is a predicted model, not a curated record. Lineage: Eukaryota; Metazoa; Chordata; Actinopteri; Sciaenidae. Gene Ontology annotation, biological process: protein O-linked glycosylation. Gene Ontology annotation, molecular function: polypeptide N-acetylgalactosaminyltransferase activity. The transcript has 11 exons.
CGGAAGCUGCGUCGUAUCAGUGUACGCUUGGACGAGCGGGUCAGAAGCCCAACGUGGAGGAGAGGAUGUGGGUAUGCUGACAUCUGCAAGCCAGAGGUUUAACUGGGAGACGAGCGUAGUCAGGCUGACAAACAACGGCCUUAGCAACCUCGAAGAAACUCCGAGACAUGUAACUUGUUGUCAAGAGGCUUGUGUCCUGUAGGGCACCCUGAAGCUCAGCCGGUCACGGGGCCUUCUGUCAUGAGGGGGCGUUUCUCUCGAAAACUGGGCGUGCUGGCCAAGGCUGGCUUCCUGCUCUGGCUUCUGUGGCUGGGCUACCUUCUGUUAGCACGCUCCUCUUUCCCCUCUUCUUCAUCUGUAGAAGAGGAAGACGAGGAUCACAAUGUUCUGGAAAGACAGCUUCCCAUAGGGGAGAGCGGGGCUGAUGCGCAGUUGGCUCGGCCCCUCUACAUUAAGUCAGCGCCAGACAACAAUGCAUUGGGGGAGUGGGGUCGGGCCUCACACGUCAACCUCAGCCCUGAGGAAAAGAAACAGGAGCAGGACAGUGUGGAGCGCUAUGCCAUCAAUAUCUAUGUCAGUGAUAAGAUUUCCCUCCACCGGCACAUCCAGGAUCACAGGAUGAAUGAAUGCCGAAGUAAGAAGUUUGAAUACCGGCGUUUACCCACCACUUCUGUGAUCAUAGCUUUCUACAAUGAGGCCUGGUCCACUCUGUUGAGGACUAUUCACAGUGUCCUGGAGACCACACCUGCCAUCCUGUUGAAAGAGAUCAUCCUCAUUGAUGACUACAGUGACAGAGGCUACUUGAAAUCCCAAUUGGCUGACUACAUCAGUAAUCUGCAGCGUGUGCGGCUAAUACGCACCAACAAAAGGGAAGGUCUGGUCCGGGCACGUCUCAUUGGAGCCACCUAUGCCACGGGUGACGUGCUGACAUUCCUUGAUUGCCACUGCGAGUGUGUCCCUGGCUGGAUUGAGCCUCUCUUGGAAAGGAUCGGUGAGAAUGCCAGUACCAUCGUGUGCCCUGUGAUUGACACCAUUGACUGGAACACUUUUGAGUUUUACAUGCAGACGGAUGAGCCAAUGAUCGGAGGUUUUGACUGGAGACUCACCUUUCAGUGGCACUCCGUCCCCGAAGUGGAACGCAAGAGGCGCAAGUCUCGCAUUGACCCCAUCAGGUCUCCAACAAUGGCAGGUGGAUUAUUUGCAGUGAGCAAGGCCUACUUUGAGUACCUGGGAACAUAUGACAUGGGCAUGGAGGUGUGGGGAGGAGAAAACCUGGAGCUCUCCUUCAGGGUGUGGCAGUGUGGGGGCAGCCUAGAGAUUCACCCCUGCUCUCACGUGGGCCAUGUGUUCCCUAAAAAGGCCCCUUAUGCACGGCCCAACUUUCUCCAGAAUACCGUACGAGCUGCAGAAGUUUGGAUGGACUCUUAUAAACAACACUUCUACAACAGGAAUCCUCCAGCCAGAAAGGAGACUUAUGGAGAUAUUUCAGAGCGGCUACUGCUGAGAGACAGGCUGAAAUGCAACAGUUUUGACUGGUAUCUGAAGAAUAUUUACCCUGACCUACAUGUACCUGAAGACAGAGUGGGCUGGCACGGGGCUGUGCGGAGCUCAGGCAUACAGUCAGAGUGUCUGGACUACAACGCUCCAGAGCACAGUCCCACAGGUGCACACCUUUCUCUGUUUGGCUGCCACGGCCAGGGAGGCAACCAGUACUUUGAGUACACAUCACAAAAGGAGAUCCGUUUCAACUCGGUGACAGAGCUGUGUGCUGAGGUAAUCGAAGGGCAGACCUCCAUCGGGAUGAGGCACUGUCCUAAUGAUGGGGAUGUCAAACCCCGCGGUAUCGUCUGGGAGUUCAAAAAGGACGGGACCAUCUACCACCCUCACUCAGACAUGUGUGUGACAGCCUACCGCACGGCAGAGGGCCGCACGGAUACCCAGAUGAGGCGGUGUACCCCGGGAGACAAAAACCAGCAGUGGAAGUUUGAGUGGUAGGAGGAGGAAGAGAGAGAAAGUAGCAUGAAACCUCAAGUGACCUUGUUUUACCAUAGUGCAAUUACUAGAGAAUGGAUGUCUUUGUCGCUGCCCCCCAUUCUCUAACUCUCCAAGCCCGCACUCCAUUUGAAUGGGAAUGGGAGAGCAAAUAAAAGGUGGUGAAAAGUCACUUUAAGCCAAUGAUUCACCCAAUGCGGCUCUUUUAUACCCAUGUGAAUGACUAAAUAAGUGCAGAUUGCAACGGAGGGAAUGAGAAUUACAGAGAGAGGUUUAUUUGUCUUUUUUUUUUUUUUUUUUGAAGCAGACCAGCUUGAACUUGAGACUUUCACUUUUUGUGUUGCUUUCAUCCAAGUGCCUCUGCAACCAAAACAGAGUCCAGCGCACAUCUGAAGUGUCAUUAUUGUCAUGUGUUCUUUCAUCUAAUGCAACGACUUGAAAGCAAAACUGGUUUUGACUGUCCAGUGCAAGAACGAAGUGCCUUUCUACGAGAUCGGAGACGUUUUCUAAGGGAAAAAGAAGAAAAAAGAAGAAAAAAAAAAAGCUAUAUGCAAAAUCGUGCACUACAAAACGGUAUCUUGAAUUCAUAUGAAUUAUUAUUAGUUUUAAAUCCUCAUGCUUUUUUGUUUUGUUUUUUGGGUUGGCAAAAAAAUAACCAACAUAUAUAUGGGCUGCUCAAAGAAGACGCGCAAGGAAUGUAAAGGUCAGCAGCAUUUGUGCCCCAAACCAGCUACUUCCUAACAUGCUCCAUCAUGUGAGAGGACAACGGGGAGAGGGAGAGCGCUGCAGUCACACUACACUGCUCCUCAAUCCUGUCACCCGGCUUGGUAAAAUGCUGCCUGAACAAGACUUGAAGCAUUCGCUAAGCAUUUAUACUAAGUGCAAUUUGCCCCAGAGGGCUUGACAUGUUGUAAUCUAUUCUUCCCUGUUGUAUAAAAUUAAGAAUACCUUUCGAAACGCAUCCGUCACUGUGCCUUUUGAAAAAGGUUGUCAUCCUAAAAGAACUCGUUUGUGCCUAAAUGAAAUGUGCCAGUGAAUGUCAAAUGUAUUGAGAACAUUUCCAAAUGCUAAAAUCUGAACACACUGGCUCGAUGCACUUAAUUUUAUUUAGACACGGAAAGCCUUAAAGGUAGCGCCUGUUUAAUUUAAUCCUUAAACUUGGCUGUGCCAGACUGUUUUGUUAAGACUCCUGUGUGUGAACUGUACUUGAAACGGCAUAAAAGAAAAAAUAUUCCUGUGUUGUUUUUUCCACUGACGACCCUGUCGGUGUUUCUACUGGGAUUCAAGAACCAAGAGACGUAACUGAAAUGUUUGUUGAAUAGCAGCUGUAUUUGCUGAAGACUGCUUAUCACUGAGCAAUGUUUGCCGUCUGUGGUCCUACGACAUCAUGAAUAUGAGAUAUUCAUACUAGUCAAUGGGUACAGUGGAUGAACAUGUAAGAGGAAUCUUGUUUUGUGUUACCUUUUGUAUAUAGUGUUUGUUUAAGGGACCAGAGUGGGACAGUGCUAUUGUAAAGCACUUUUAAAACUACUGAUAAUGCAAAAGGGGUGAUGAUUACUUGAUAUGAAGGAGAUGGUAACUGACACGGGGUGGAUGUUUCAUGGUUGAUUAAAGCUGUUGGGAUAACUGAAAGAAUAAAGAAACUAACCACA